AUGAGUACCAACAUCAAACUCACAAUCAUAAUCACGAUCACGCUCAGGCAGCAGCAAAGAAACCAGCAAUCUCACGCUUCCAACGCGGCAACAAUGCCAAACUUCAAAGCGCUCCUCACCGGCCGCACGCCACUCUACAUACUCGCGAUCCCGGUGCUCGUGCUCUACGCGCUCCUCCUGGCGGCAUGCACAUCUCCAGCUAGCGUGCUGGCAAACAUGUACCUCGUCAAACUAACCGCUGGUGCGGACGAGGCGCGGAUUGGGUUUUUCGGCAUCUGCACCAGCACCUCCUCCUCGCAAACCCUCCUCUGCACCACAUCCCCCCCUUCCCCCUCAUCCACACCCACAAACCCCCUCACCACCCCCGCACACACCCUCCAAAAAAGCACCUUCUACCCCCUCCUCGCCGGCAGCGCAGCACUCUACAUCCUCUCCCUCCUCCUCUUCCUCUCCCUAUCUUUCCUCUCCGGGCUGAAUUCCAAACCCACCGCCAAAGCAGGCCUAUCGACAGCGUGCGGUGGGGCUGGAUAUGGUUGGGAAGGGGCUGGUUGGGGUUCUUGGUGA
This is a messenger RNA of Pseudovirgaria hyperparasitica, 564 nucleotides long. RefSeq lists its product as uncharacterized. NCBI's taxonomy places the organism in Eukaryota, Fungi, Ascomycota, Dothideomycetes, Acrospermales, Acrospermaceae. The record is from RefSeq and is a predicted model, not a curated record. The coding region runs from base 1 to 564 and encodes 187 amino acids. The transcript has 6 exons.